AUUGCUGAGGGCUAGGGUGGGGCUCAUUAAAAAGGCGUGUCUGUUACCACGCCCACUACAAAUAUAGUGAUUUGUGAACACGUGAACACGUGGGUACAUCAUGAAAAAGAGCCUAUCAGACUGGGUAACUGACCUUGAUAGUGAUCUUUCUGUAGGCCUGACCUCAUCAAAGGUCACUAAUAGGAAGAGAACUGGGGGCAGCACACUUAGGAAAUAUCCGAGCACUUCAAAGAGGAGAAAGACCACACCUCUUACUAGAAAAACGUCUCAAAAUGAUAAAACACUAUUAACAGCUAGCGGUGAUUCUGAAACAGCUUGGAAUGUAAAAUAUUCACCAAAAUCAACGGCUGAUCUUGCCGUUCAUAAGAAGAAGCUAACUGAAGUGCAGCAAUGGAUUGACUCUGCCUUAUCUAAUAAGACACAGUGUCCAAUUUUAUUACUAACAGGUCCAAGUGGUUGUGGAAAAACAGCAACAGUACGUUCCAUCACACAAGAACUAGGGGUAUCAGUAACAGAGUGGUCCAACCCUUUUGAUGUUCCUCAAGUGGGUGUGGUCGAUAGAUACUCUCAGUUCCAGGAUUACGAGUUUCAAGAGUCUCAGACGAAACAGUUUCAAAAUUUCCUGCUACGUGGGAACAGGUAUCCAUCACUUAAUUUCACCACCACUUCAUCUGAGGCUACUUCAGCUACUGGAGGGAAAGGAGAGAGAAAGAAUAAGAUUAUACUCAUUGAGGAUUUACCAAAUGCUUUGUUAAGAGAUCCGUCGCAAUUACAUCAUUUAUUAAAGAGUAUGAGAUAUUUCCAUUACCCGUUGGUUUUUAUUGUAUCUGAUAGUCAGUCCAGUUCCAUCGGUAGCUCAUCAAGACUAUUCCCAUCACUUAUAGUAUCACAAUUAGAUAUUCAUCAUAUUCACUUCAAUCCUGUCGCCCAUACUAACAUGGUGAGGGCAUUAAAUAGAAUAGUCGAGACCGAAUUUAAAUCUCUAAAGGAGAGUGGUAGACAUCGUUUAAAAACCAUGCCCACUUUAUUACCAAAUAAGGAAGUCAUAGAAAGCAUUGCUGUGAAGUCUAGCGGCGACAUAAGAUCGGCCGUUAACAUGUUACAGUUUACCUGUCUGAGAGGUUCCAACAACGAUAAUUUGAGAUGGAAAGAUCCUGGAGAAAUGGGUGUGGUCAAAAGUUCGGCUGAGUUGGGUGGUCGAGAUUGCUCGAUGUUUCUAUUUAAAGCACUUGGAAAGAUACUCUAUUGUAAAAGAAGCAGUACUGAGGGUGUGACUGACUCUGCCCCUUUCUCUGUAAAUAGAAGAGGGGAAUUAUUAGUAGAGCCUGAGAUUGUUAUCGAGUCAGUCAACAUGAGAAGUGAUUUAUUUAAUUUGUAUCUUCACCAGAACUACCUUGACUUCUUUGAGAGGAUAGAAGACGUGUCAGUUGCUCUAGAGUACAUUAGUGAUUCUGAUAUAUUCUCCUCAUCAUGGACUGAAUCACAGGUUGAUAGACGAUGCUUAGAAUCCUGUAGCUCAUCAGUUUGCUGUCGUGGACUAAUGUUUGCUAAUAAUGAGAUAAGUAGUGGGAGAUGGAGACCACUGCAUAAACCAAUGUGGAGUACAGUCUGGAGAAAAUUUGAAGAUAAUUGUACUUCUUCUCGUGACUUGUUUCUGCAUCUUGGAGCAUCACCACACUCUCAUUUAUGGUUACCCAUUGAGCUACAGACAGAAAUAUUACCAUUUAUAUCACUAAUGAAUAAACCAUUGAGAAACCCCAGUCAAGCGAAUCUGCUUCAUACCAUUACAGAUUUCAAAACAAAUUUUAAAAGAGGUUUUUCUAAAUUGGGCGAGACAGAGUUUGGGGGUGAUUCAAGCCACACCUCCUCGUUAGAGAUGGGAAGCCACACCCCUUUAAUUGAGCGACCGUUGGAAAGAGAAGAGCCUGUUCUUACUAGUUCACAGCUACGGACUGGAGGAAUAACUAACAAUAAUGAUAGUGACUAUGAUCAUGAUGAUGAUCAUGAAUGUAUUGAAGAUUUUGAUGAUGAAGAUUGGUGAUUAUUAUUAUUAUUAUUAGUGUAUUAAUUAUUAUUAGUAUUAUUAUAAUCAGAGUCAUCAUUAAAAAACAUUUUUCAUUUACACUAAAUGCAACUUUUACUCACAAUAAUAAUGUAAUUCUCGCUCUUACUAUUGGAGGAGUAAUAUCGAUAAUUUUUGUUGUAAAA
Amphimedon queenslandica is the source of this 2208-nucleotide messenger RNA. Its product is annotated as cell cycle checkpoint protein RAD17-like. Gene Ontology annotation, molecular function: DNA clamp loader activity; chromatin binding. The transcript is spliced from 18 exons. The record is from RefSeq and is a predicted model, not a curated record. Gene Ontology annotation, biological process: mitotic DNA replication checkpoint signaling; DNA repair; DNA damage checkpoint signaling. Bases 101 to 2041 code for a protein of 646 amino acids. NCBI's taxonomy places the organism in Eukaryota, Metazoa, Porifera, Demospongiae, Haplosclerida, Niphatidae.